GCCCAGGCCAGGGAGAGAGAGGACACCCAGGAGCCUGCCAGCCUGCAGGGGCGAGAGUUGAGAUGUGGUCCACCUCAGUGGUCAUCGUAGUUGCCUUGCUGAGCCCGCUGGUGGGAGCUGCCUCCGGCUCCCCCCCACCGCCCCAGGAGGCAGCGUCCCUCUUCUCCGAUUUGACCCCGGAGGAGCUGAAGGCCGUCCGGCGCUUCCUGAUGAGCCGCCCAGAGCUGGGACUCCAGCCCAACAAGGGGGGGACCCUGCGGAAGAACAGCCUCUUUCUGGUGGAGCUCCUGGCCCCCAGGAAAAGCCAGGCCUUGACCUACCUGGACUCAGGUGGGCCCCGUCCGAGACGCCGGGCCAGAGCUGUGGUGCUCUUUGGUGCUGAGGCCAAGCCCAACAUCACCGAGUACAUUGUGGGGCCUCUGCCCACCCCCAAGUAUUACCGGCCUCGUGGCCAACCUGUGGCCUACACUUCGAGGCCCAUGAACUACCUGGAGUACCACCUGCUGUACAGCCACCUGCAGAAGGCCCUGGCCCCCUUAGAAGCGUUUCUGCAGGCCAUCUCCGACUUCAGACGCGAGCCCUGCGGGGACCGGUGCUUCACCUUCACAGACAUUGCCCCCCGAGGUCUGGGGCCAGGCGAGCGUCGGACGUGGAUUAUACUGCAGAAGUUUGUGGAGGGCUCCUUCUUGCAUCCGGUCGGUCUGGAGCUCCUGAUUGACCACAGACCUCUUGAUCCAGAGGCCUGGAAGGUGCAGAAACUGUGGUACAAUGGGCAGUAUUAUGACAGCCCCGAGGAGCUGGCCGAGAAGCACGCCCAAGGCCAGGUGGAAAUCGUGCGCCUGGCUGAGCAGCCGGAGCACAGCCUCUUCUCCACUUUUGUUCCCCGCGGAAACUUCACCGCAGGCCCCCCGACAGAUGUGCACGGCGCCAAGAUCUGCGAAACGGCCGGCCACCAGUACUACGUGCGGGGCAACCUGCUGGAGUACAGCGGCUGGAGCCUGGCUUUCCGCCUGCGCUCCUCCACUGGCCUCCAGCUCUUCGACGUGCGCUUCAAUGGCGAGCGCAUCGCUUACGAGCUGAGCGUGCAGGAGGCGGUGGCCUUCUACGGAGGGAGCUCGCCCGCCACCAUGCAGACGAAAUACAUCGACGUGGGCUACCUGAUGGGCUCCCUCGCCCAUGAGCUGGCACCUGGCAUCGACUGCCCAGAGGUGGCCACCUUCCUGGAUGCCUACCACAUGGCCGAUACCGACAGGCCGGUCCGCUACCCGCGCGCCAUCUGCAUCUUUGAGCUGCCCACCGGGGUGCCCUUGCGGCGCCACUUUGACAGCAACUUCCACGGCGGCUCCAACUUCUACGCAGGCCUGGAGGGUCACGCGCUCGUCCUGCGCACCACCGCCACCGUGUACAACUACGACUACAUCUGGGACUUCAUGCUCUUCCCCAACGGAGUGCUGGAGACCAAGGUCCACGCCACAGGCUACCUCCACGCCUCCUUCUACACGCCGGAGGGGCUCCAGUUUGGCAACCGCAUCCACACCCACCUGCUGGGCAACGUGCACACUCAUCUGAUCCACUACAAGGUGGACCUGGAUGUUGCAGGGGCGGCCAACAGCUUCGAGACGCUGGAGGUGGCGCUGGAGGACGAGGCGGUGCCCUGGCAGGCGGGGGCGCGGACGGUGCAGCCUCGCCUGGAGCGGCGCCGGCGCCUGCGGGAGCGCCAGGCCGCCUUCCCCUUCGACGAGCCGCUGCCGCGCUACCUGCUCGUUUCCAACAGCCGCAGCCGCGGGCCCACCGGCCACCCGCGCAGCUACCGCCUCCAGCUCGCCUCCCACGGCCACCGCCUCCUGCCCCGCGGCUGCAAGGUGGAGCGCGCCGUCUCCUGGAGCAGGUACCACCUGGCCGUGACGCGCCACCACCCGCAGGAAGACAGCAGCAGCAGCAUCUACAUCCAGAACAACCCGUGGGACCCCGCCGUGGCCUUCGAGGACUUCCUCCGCGACGACGAGAGUUUGGUGGACCAGGACCUGGUGGCCUGGCUGACCGUGGGCUUCCUCCACAUCCCCCACACCGAGGACGUCCCCAACACCGCCACGCCGGGCAACGCGGUGGGCUUCCUCCUGCGCCCCUUCAACUUCUUCCCCGAGGACCCCUCCGUGGCCUCCCGCCGCGCCGUCAUCGUCCGCCCCGCCAAGGAGCCCGAGAGGGGAGUGACCGUGCAGCGCUGGACCCCCGACAGCCCCGGCAGCUGCGUUUCCCGCCGGCCCUUCAGCUACAACGGCACCUACGCCCCCGUGUAG
Molecule: messenger RNA, 2297 nt
Organism: Heteronotia binoei (common prickly gecko)
Lineage: Eukaryota; Metazoa; Chordata; Lepidosauria; Squamata; Gekkonidae
Gene: AOC1
Product: amine oxidase copper containing 1
Exons: 5
Coding region: 63-2297 (744 amino acids)
Biological process (GO): response to antibiotic; amine metabolic process
Cellular component (GO): plasma membrane
Molecular function (GO): diamine oxidase activity; primary methylamine oxidase activity; quinone binding
Source: RefSeq, a predicted model, not a curated record